GGGGCGGUGGCUGAGUUCAGAGUCCCGGGCGGCCAGGCUGCGGGGGAAUGAAGCCUCCGCCUUCCCCGGCAGAAGCAUUUAAAUACGGCCGCGGGCCCUGGAUUCGGGCAGCGGCGGGCGGAGAGUGUGGAGGCUACGGCUUGUAAGUAAGGCUCUGUCCGAGCGAACGGGAUCCGAGUGGCCACCGUGCUCCGGCCUUGGAAGUGGUUGAGCCAUGGUCGAAAUCAAGAAGAUCUGCUGCAUCGGUGCGGGCUAUGUCGGUGGCCCCACGUGCAGUGUCAUUGCCCAUAUGUGCCCUGAGAUCAGGGUAACGGUUGUCGACGUCAACGAAUCGCGAAUCAACGCAUGGAAUUCCCCGACCCUUCCUAUUUAUGAGCCUGGAUUAAAAGAAGUAGUAGAAUCCUGUCGAGGGAAAAAUCUAUUUUUUUCUACCAAUAUUGAUGAUGCCAUCAGAGAAGCUGAUCUAGUGUUUAUUUCUGUGAACACACCCACCAAAACCUAUGGAAUGGGGAAAGGCCGGGCGGCAGAUCUGAAGUAUAUUGAAGCUUGUGCUCGACGCAUCGUGCAGAACUCAAAUGGGUACAAAAUCGUGACAGAGAAAAGCACAGUCCCCGUGCGGGCAGCGGAAAGCAUCCGCCGUAUAUUUGAUGCCAACACAAAGCCCAACUUGAAUUUACAGGUGCUGUCCAAUCCCGAGUUCUUGGCAGAGGGGACAGCCAUCAAGGACCUAAAGAACCCAGACAGAGUCCUGAUUGGAGGGGAUGAGACCCCAGAGGGCCAGAAAGCUGUCCUGGCGCUCUGUGCUGUGUAUGAGCACUGGGUGCCCAAGGAAAAGAUCCUCACCACCAACACUUGGUCUUCAGAGCUUUCCAAACUGGCAGCAAAUGCUUUCCUUGCACAGAGGAUCAGCAGCAUUAACUCCAUCAGUGCUCUGUGUGAAGCGACGGGGGCUGAUGUGGAAGAGGUGGCCACAGCUAUUGGGAUGGACCAAAGGAUUGGAAAUAAGUUCCUAAAAGCCAGCGUCGGUAAGUACAGUUUUCUCUAUGUUACACAGGUUACUAAUGCUUCCAGCUUUAUAGAAGAGUUGUGUUUUCUUUGUAAUUUAAUAUCCUUAAAAAAAAAAAAAGAUUUUAAGUCAGGCACUGGUGGUUUAUGCUUUCAGGUCAUAGACAUGAAUGACUACCAGAGGAGGAGGUUUGCCUCGAGGAUCAUAGACAGCUUGUUUAAUACAGUAACUGAUAAGAAGAUAGCCAUCUUGGGGUUUGCAUUCAAAAAGGACACUGGCGAUACCAGAGAGUCCUCCAGUAUCUACAUUAGCAAGUAUCUGAUGGACGAAGGCGCACACCUCCAUAUAUACGACCCCAAAGUCCCCAGGGAACAGAUCGUCGUGGAUCUGUCUCAUCCAGGCGUGUCGGCGGAUGACCAAGUGUCCAGACUGGUGACCAUUUCCAAGGAUCCAUAUGAAGCGUGUGACGGUGCCCACGCCCUUGUUAUCUGCACCGAAUGGGACAUGUUUAAGGAACUGGAUUAUGAACGGAUUCACAAAAAAAUGCUGAAACCAGCUUUUAUCUUUGAUGGGCGACGUGUCCUGGAUGGGCUUCACAAUGAGCUGCAGACCAUUGGCUUCCAGAUUGAAACAAUUGGCAAAAAGGUGUCUUCCAAGAGAAUUCCAUACACUCCUGGUGAAAUUCCGAAGUUUAGUCUUCAGGAUCCACCUAACAAGAAACCAAAAGUCUAGAUACUGCCAUUUUCUGUGAUUAUUUUGGUACUUCAGGAUAGCCGGUGUCUGUCUGAUAUUAAAUGGGAAAUGAACUACAUGUUUUUAAGGAAAUAAAAAUAUUUUUUUAAUCAUCAAAUUUAUACUAGCUAUAUGGGUGUUAGCAUAUCUAGGAAUUAUGAGUCUAGAAUAAUUUUUACAUAUUUUUAUAUUAUUGUCCUCUCAGUUAUUGGAUGGAAAACAAUCAUGUUAGUUUAAAUGUGGUCAAUUUUUGUAAAGUAGAAACUUUGAACUCUUUCUAGCAUCACAGACUGUCCACAGACUGACUUGAAUACCAGGGAAAGGAGGUCUCGUUUUCCUGGGCUUAUCACUCAGUGGGGUUUUGAAGCCAUGAAAUCACUGUGCUACCAUGUUUGGGCUGGUCGAGGUUCUCUGUCCUUAUUGUUUUAAUGUGAUAUGUCAUUAGUGGUUUUAAUUGUUUUUGUUUUCCCCAAAUGAUCACUCUGCAAUCCCUUCCCUGUUUAACAUGAAUAAUACUUUCUUUUUGAAAGAGUUUAACCCGAGGAGAAAAAUCAGUAUUGUGGUCUGUGUUGUCCUUAGCUUCCGCCACUGACUGUUGCUUUUGCAGCCAGAGUCAGAAAGUGUUUGUUACCCUUCUUUUGAUUGUUUCUUCUACAAUUCUAAGUGCUUCCUUUAACAAAGAAAACCAAUAAAAUCUCAUGUGUAAACUAAAAGA
Alexandromys fortis (reed vole) is the source of this 2453-nucleotide messenger RNA. It is a transcript of the gene Ugdh, whose product is annotated as UDP-glucose 6-dehydrogenase. NCBI's taxonomy places the organism in Eukaryota, Metazoa, Chordata, Mammalia, Rodentia, Cricetidae. Gene Ontology annotation, cellular component: nucleus. The record is from RefSeq and is a predicted model, not a curated record. Bases 215 to 1738 code for a protein of 507 amino acids. Gene Ontology annotation, biological process: glycosaminoglycan biosynthetic process. Gene Ontology annotation, molecular function: UDP-glucose 6-dehydrogenase activity; NAD binding. The transcript has 11 exons.